CACGAGGAAAUUUAUACAAGCAAUCACAAGGAUGGCACGUACUAAGCAGACUGCCCGCAAGUCGACUGGUGGAAAGGCUCCAAGGAAGCAGUUGGCGACCAAGGCUGCUCGCAAGACAGCUCCAGUAACUGCUGGUAUCAAAAAGCCACAUCGUUACCGCCCCGGUACUGUUGCCUUGCGUGAGAUCCGCAAGUUCCAAAAGUCCACCGAGCUCUUGAUCCGCAAGUUGCCCUUCCAGAGACUCGUCAGGGAAAUUGCUCAAGACUACAAGACCGAUCUCAGGUUCCAGUCCCAGGCUGUCUUGGCUCUCCAAGAGGCUGCCGAGGCUUACCUUGUUGGUUUGUUCGAGGACACAAACUUGUGCGCUAUUCAUGCCAAGAGGGUUACCAUUAUGCCAAAGGACAUCCAACUCGCCAGGAGGAUUAGGGGUGAGAGGUCCUGAGUACAUUUGAUGGUGGAAUUUAUCUCCACAAUGUGCAUUUACUUUCACCACUAGAUCAUACACACACGCACGAUACUGGU
Molecule: messenger RNA, 522 nt
Organism: Theileria equi strain WA
Lineage: Eukaryota; Apicomplexa; Aconoidasida; Piroplasmida; Theileriidae
Product: histone H3, putative
Exons: 2
Coding region: 32-442 (136 amino acids)
Cellular component (GO): nucleosome
Molecular function (GO): DNA binding; protein heterodimerization activity; structural constituent of chromatin
Source: RefSeq, a predicted model, not a curated record